GCAUUGUGCUAAAUAUCCUAUAGCAACAAUGGUUGGAAUUUACAGUAGUGCAUUUAUUUUAAUUUUGAAUAUUUUAAAUAAUGCUAAUGCGAUUCUUGGUAUACAGAGGCCUAUUUUAUUAGAUCCGCCCGAGAGUGUGAAUACCCUCAAAACGAGGAUUUCGGCUAAUUUGUAUUUUGAACAAAAAAUUGAUCAUUUUAAUCCAAUUGAUACCAGGACCUAUCAGCAGAGAUACCACAUCAACGAAGACUAUUACAAUGAAACAGUCAAAAAUCAUGUUUUCCUCAUGCUUGGUGGUGAAGGGGAAGCCACGGAAACAUGGCUCAAUUAUGGUUCCUGGUUGGACACAGCCAAGCAAUACGGUGCUCUUUUAAUAUAUUUGGAGCAUAGAUAUUAUGGACUUAGCCAACCUUUUAGUGAUUUGAGUACAGCAAAUCUUCAAUACCUCUCCGCUCAUCAAGCAUUAGAGGAUGCAGCAAAUUUCAUCGAAGGCAUUAACACUAUGUACAAUCUAUCAACACCUGAAGCCAAAUGGAUUGUUUUCGGAGGUUCCUAUGGUGGUACUUUAGCUGCUUGGUUGAGACACAAGUAUCCACAUCUUGUUUCUGGAGCAGUGUCUUCUAGUGGGCCUCUGGAAGCUGUUUUGGAUUUUAAUGAAUACCUUCAAGUUGUUAGAAAUGGCUUAGCAACACAUAGUUUAGAUUGUAUAGCUAAUAUUAAAGAUGCCUUUGCUCAAUUAGAUGAACUUACAUCUAAUUGUCUAGAAGACGCUGCAAUUUAUCAAGAAAUUGAUGAACUAUUCCAAUUAUGUGAAUCUAUUGAAACUAGUGAAGGUAACGAGAAAGAUUUAGCAACACUUUUUGAAUACCUGGCAGAUAAUAUUUUUGCCUUUGUGGUACAAUAUAAUGGCACUUUGAAUAAUUUAUCUAUAAACACUAUCUGCGAUGUAAUGACCAGCGACACUGAAAGCACAACCAAUCUUCAAAAGUUAUCCCAAAUAAACAGCCUCAUCCUAAACUAUACAAACACAGAUUGUAUAGACUAUAAAUAUGCUAGUUUAGUUGCUAGUUGGCAGAAUACCACCAUAGUAGCCAGUUCUAUGAUGCGUCAAUGGGUCUACCAAACAUGUACUGAAUUUGGAAAUUUCCAAACAUCCACUCAGGAACUUCCAAUUUUCGGGUCCCGAUUUCCUAUAAGCUAUUUCACAGACCUUUGUGUAGUAGUAUUUGGAGAGCAAUUUAAUGAAACCCUAACAUCACUUGGUAUUACUGCAACCAAUAAUAGAUACGGUGCUACAAACAUCGCUACAAAAAAUAUUGUUUAUUUCCAUGGCACUACAGAUCCUUGGUCUGUACUUGGAAAGUUAGAAACGACUAAUGAUGCUGAUGAUUAUGUUAUCGUUGUUGAUGGAGCGGCUCAUUGUAUGAACAUGCAUGCAGCUAGUGAGACUGAUUCAGCAGCUUUAACAGCAGCUAGAGAAAAAAUCGAUAACUUAGUUGGACAAUGGUUGGGUGUAGUUAGUGGAGAUUCUGAUGGAAGUUCAUCUAGUAUGCUUUCUGUUGGUAAUUCGUUUACGUGGAUUUGCUUUUCGAUUGUUCUCUAUUUUCUAAAUUAAGACAAAAAAUAAUUACUCAAUCCAUUUAAUAAAACAAUGUAUUUAAAUUUAAAAUAAUAUAUUAUGUACUUAGGUAUUCAUUAGAACUAAACAAAUUCAAAACUUAACUAAAAAAUAUUUAAUAAAUAUAAAAAACAAGAGAUACUACCAAAUAAAAAAAAAUUAUUUGAUCCCUAAUGAUUUUGUUUUUUUACAACCAUAUACCUUUUCAACUAAAUAAAAAAUUAAUUUAAUGGUAAGCUCUCGUGAAGCCACUGUCUACCACCAUCUUCGGAAAAGUCAGCAGCAGCAUGGUCUACCCCAUCCAAAACCCAUUUGGUAGUAAGCAAGCCCUCGACACCAACAGGACCUCUGGCAUGGAUUCUGGCAGUACUUAUACCAACUUCAGCACCCAAACCGAAUCUGAAUCCAUCAGCAAAUCUAGAGCUGGCAUUGUGGAACACACAGGCGCUGUCAAUUUUUCUUUGGAAAUCUGUGGCCCG
Ceutorhynchus assimilis (cabbage seed weevil) is the source of this 2097-nucleotide messenger RNA. The record is from the annotation of a GenBank genome assembly. Lineage: Eukaryota; Metazoa; Arthropoda; Insecta; Coleoptera; Curculionidae.